Messenger RNA from Loxodonta africana (African savanna elephant), 565 nucleotides. RefSeq names its product rho GTPase-activating protein 20-like. Gene Ontology annotation, molecular function: GTPase activator activity. The record is from RefSeq and is a predicted model, not a curated record. The transcript is spliced from 4 exons. Bases 156 to 476 code for a protein of 106 amino acids. Lineage: Eukaryota; Metazoa; Chordata; Mammalia; Proboscidea; Elephantidae.
GGCAUGCUUUGCUCUGGUGCCAUGAAAACUGAUAUCUUACCAUGAGCAAAGCUCUCCCUUGACAUUUAAGAAACAAUCUAACAGAGUUUCUGUUGGGUUAUCCUCCUAGGUAUAGAAAGACCUUCAAGAUUAAAGACAAAAUACCACUGAACACCAUGUGGAUGACAGACUGUGAUGACACCAAUGCCAAGAGGUCCCUUGUUUUGGGCUGGCCCACCGUGAACUUCACAGCCACCUUUAGUUCUUCAGAACAAAAGGAACAAUGGCGCUCUUCCCUUCGAAGGUACAUCAAUCUAGCCAAAGAGAAAGACCACCCGAAGAGCAUUCCCCUGAAAAUCUUUACUGAGGACAUCGAGAACUGUGCCUGUCCUAUAAGUUUAACAGUAACAAAUUCAGAUACAACCAAUGACAUUAUCGACAAGUCACUACCAAUGCUUGGAAUAACUGUAAGUUACCUGCAAACAAUUUUUAGUUAAAAACCAACUUUGAUUUUUGAGAGUUGUGUGUGUGUGUGUGUAUACAAUACAACUCCUUUCAUAAGGCAGCUGAUUGUUAUAGAUACCUA